Messenger RNA from Corticium candelabrum, 1177 nucleotides. Its product is annotated as inversin-like. The coding region runs from base 375 to 824 and encodes 149 amino acids. The record is from RefSeq and is a predicted model, not a curated record. Lineage: Eukaryota; Metazoa; Porifera; Homoscleromorpha; Homosclerophorida; Plakinidae. The transcript has 9 exons. Gene Ontology annotation, molecular function: protein binding.
AGUACGUGUACGUGUAUACCCUGGGGAAAUUUGUUGGUCACUUCGUUGGUUGCGUGCCUACCGCGUAUGAGAAAUGAAGAAAGAAUUAUGUGAAGCGGUGAGGAGAGGUGGUAUUCAGUCAGCAACGCGUCUUUGGAGAUGGGUGUUGAUAUUAAUACCUGUGGCGAGCGUGGUAACACUCUUUUGAUGCGAGGGUGUAGGAAUAAGAAGAAGGAGAUGGUUGAGUUUCUAUUCAUUAAAUCAGCAGAUGUUAAUGGGACUGGCAUGUUGGGAUGUACAGCUUUGAUUGUAUGUGCAAUCAUUGGAUCAGAAGACAUCACUGAUCUACUGCUGAAUGUCAAAGAUGUUAAUGUGAUGAAGGGAAAUAUUAAGGGAUGGACAGCCAUACAUUUUGCUGCAAUUUUGAAUCAUGUGAUCAUCGUAGAGAGACUUCUGUCUUUUCUGUUCCUGUUGAUAUCAAUGAUAACAGUGGUCGUACACCACUAUGGUUUGCUGCCCGUGAUGGUGAUGUGUGCUGUGUUGAUGUUCUCCUAAAACAUGGAGCGAGUCCCCAACAUGAGAGUAUGCGUGGAUCACCACUGGAGAUUACUAAGGAACAGGGUCACAGCGAUGUGGUUGAGAUGAUGGAAGAAGCCAUGAAAUUGACAUCUCAUCCUUAUGUGGAGGGUCAUAUGUCUGUCAUGAGACAUCAAUACCAACAGAAAAUUGCUGAACUGCAGUGCGAGAUUAUUCGUCUCCGAACAGCAGCAGCUGAUAAAAACUUAUCAUACUUGCUGUCAGUGUUCUGGCUUGUGAUCGGUGGAGUGAUAUUGGACUGGUGCUAGGCUACACAAUGUCGUUUCUCAUUGCACACACUGCAUCCAUUGCUGACCCUUGCAGCAAGCUACAUGCUAUACUGAGAACGAAAGCCGAAUCUGUUGGUGCUAGCAAUGUUGUUCCUAUCAUUCUGUCUGCUUGCCAGCAGAUUUCUACGCCAAUUUGUGCUGCUGCAGUAAGAGAUGAGGUGGAUAAACGUCAAGAGAGACUGAAAACACAUUAGAUAUAUAAUUGACUUUGUCACUCUGUUGUUUGUAUAGCUAAUCAUAUGGUGUAGCACAAUGACGUCUUUCUUCAAUCUUAGUUAUCUGUACUGCUAGGUGCUUUGUUGCUUAGUUUUCACAUUAAUGUCUAGAUGUUG